CGGCUCGGCCGCGAGUCACGUGACCACGUAUCCCCGCCCUCUCACCCCGCUGCCUCUGGGUUCUGGGAAGAUGGCGAAGGUUUCAGAGCUUUACGAUGUCACUUGGGAAGAAAUGCGAGAUAAAAUGAGAAAAUGGAGAGAAGAAAACUCACGAAAUAGUGAGCAAAUUGUGGAAGUUGGAGAAGAAUUAAUUAAUGAAUAUGCUUCUAAGCUUGGAGAUGAUAUUUGGAUCAUAUAUGAACAGGUGAUGAUUGCAGCCCUAGACUAUGGUCGGGAUGACUUGGCAUUGUUUUGUCUUCAAGAGUUAAGAAGACAGUUUCCUGGCAGUCACAGAGUCAAACGAUUAACGGGCAUGAGAUUUGAAGCCAUGGAAAGAUAUGAUGAUGCUAUACAGCUAUAUGAUCGAAUUUUACAAGAAGAUCCAACUAACACUGCUGCAAGAAAGCGUAAGAUUGCCAUUCGAAAAGCCCAGGGGAAAAAUGUGGAGGCCAUUCGGGAACUCAAUGAGUAUCUGGAACAAUUUGUUGGAGACCAAGAAGCCUGGCAUGAACUUGCAGAACUUUACAUCAAUGAACAUGACUAUGCAAAAGCAGCCUUUUGUUUAGAGGAGCUUAUGAUGACUAAUCCACACAACCACUUAUAUUGUCAACAGUAUGCUGAAGUUAAAUAUACCCAAGGUGGACUUGAAAAUCUCGAACUUUCAAGAAAGUACUUUGCACAGGCAUUGAAACUGAACAACAGAAAUAUGAGAGCUUUGUUUGGGCUUUACAUGUCAGCAAGUCAUAUUGCUUCUAAUCCAAAAGCAAGUGCAAAAACAAAAAAGGACAACAUGAAAUAUGCUAGUUGGGCAGCUAGUCAAAUAAACAGAGCUUAUCAGUUUGCAGGUCGAAGUAAGAAGGAAACCAAAUACUCUCUUAAGGCAGUCGAAGACAUGUUGGAAACAUUGCAGAUCACCCAGUCUUAAGGUUUCAAAAACUCUCUGACGUUAGAUUUCACAACUGCACAAUUGAACUUAAUGGCCUGUGACUUAUUUAAUAAAUGCCCCAUGCUAUUUAUAUACUACAGUAAUUUUCUGGUAAGAAGGCAGUUGUAAAGAAUGUGUUUAUAUAAACCUAAAAAUGCCUUUUAACUGCUAAGCAGAAAGAUGGGGGAAAUCCAUGGAAGAGAGAUUUAAGACUUAUUGAUUGUACAUCAGUCUCUUCAUAUCACACACACACAUAUAUAUAAAAUAUAACUCUGAUGUAGAAAUAACCUUGUUAAAUAAACCAUGAUGAUUUAUUAAACUUGCA
Messenger RNA from Lemur catta (Ring-tailed lemur), 1289 nucleotides. It is a transcript of the gene EMC2, whose product is annotated as ER membrane protein complex subunit 2. Gene Ontology annotation, molecular function: protein binding. Lineage: Eukaryota; Metazoa; Chordata; Mammalia; Primates; Lemuridae. Gene Ontology annotation, biological process: protein folding in endoplasmic reticulum. The record is from RefSeq and is a predicted model, not a curated record. Gene Ontology annotation, cellular component: EMC complex. The transcript has 11 exons. Bases 71 to 964 code for a protein of 297 amino acids.